AGGGCCAUGAGGAAGCAGAGCGCGCGCACGGCCGCGCUCAUCCUCUGCAUCCUAUCCUACCUGCUGGUGGGCGCCGCGGUCUUCGACGCGCUGGAGUCCGAGGCAGAGAGCGGCCGCCAGCGGCUGCUGGCCCAGAAGCGCGGCGAGCUCCGCAGGAAAUACGGCUUCUCGGCAGAGGACGACAGAGAGCUGGAGCGCCUGGCGCUGCAAGCCGAGCCCCACCGCGCCGGCCGCCAGUGGAAGUUCGCGGGUUCCUUCUACUUCGCCAUCACCGUCAUCACCACCAUCGGGUAUGGCCACGCUGCGCCAGGCACGGACUCGGGCAAGGUCUUCUGUAUGUUCUACGCGCUGCUGGGCAUCCCCCUGACCCUGGUCACCUUCCAGAGCCUGGGCGAGCGGCUGAACACGCUGGUGCGGCGCCUCCUGCUGGCAGCCAAGCGCUGCCUGGGCCUGCGGCGCCCGCUCGUGUCCACCGAGAACAUGGUGGUGGCCGGGCUGCUGGUGUGCGCCGCCACCCUGGGCCUCGGGGCCGCGGCCUUCGCGCACUUCGAGGGCUGGACCUUCUUCCACGCCUACUACUACUGCUUCAUCACCCUCACCACCAUCGGCUUCGGCGACUUCGUGGCGCUGCAGAGUGACGAGGCGCUGCAGAGGAAGCCGCCCUACGUGGCCUUCAGCUUCCUCUACAUCCUCCUGGGGCUCACGGUCAUCGGCGCCUUCCUCAACCUGGUGGUGCUGCGCUUCCUGGCGGCCAGCAGCGACCUGCCCGAGCGCGCCGCCCGCUGCGCCAGCCUCCUCCGCCAGGGGGCGCCCGAGAGCCACGGCCGUCCGGCCUCCGUCUCCCACCGAGUCCACCGGCUGGAGCUGGGGGCCCGCGACAACCUGGCCUUCUCGCCCCCGGUGAGCCCGCAGGCUGUGGGCGACGGCCGGGCAGGCAGACCCCCGGCCCGUAGGAAGUCCAUCUGACAGCUCUCCCCGGGCUGCUGGGCAUGGAUCCUGCCCCUGUCCCGGGAGCGGCGGGGUAUUUGGGAAGAGAUAUCUGGGUAUGGGGGGGGGGGGGAGGGCCAAAGUCUCCACACAGUCUUUUGCACCAGCAGUUCCCCUUCCUUUCUGUGGCUUGCUCCGCCCCCCCUCUCCAAAACAUAUUAAAGUUGCAUCAGAAGCACAGGCAGGCCUCUGAAGUCCCCUGAUAGGUGCAAAGCUCCCUGUUAGGAAGGGGUGAACCCUAUCAGCCCCUACUGGCCGCAGUGCACACUGAAUGCAAUCUUCCUGCCCCUUGGUCAGCUGGUGAAAUCCCUGACUGUCCUCACUAUUCUUACCACUGAGGCUAGCUAACUCCCACUUUGGGAUGCACAGGGUUAGAGGAAGUAAAAGGUAACAUCUAUAGUGCAGGUGGCUGGGCAGGCAAGGCCUCGCACAAUUCAAGGAAGGCACCUUUGUUGUUAAGUAGGAAGCCUACCCAGACUUCCUUGCUUAUAACCUGUGCUCCUUCAAUCUGAGGGGGUCCUUGCUGAAACCCACCAUGUGAUGGGCCUUUUGAGUGCCCAUUCUGAGUGGGACCAGCUCUCCAGGGCCCUGGAGUCUGGGCUCUCCUCGGUCCUGCAGUGUUACUUAGGGAGUGUCAUUCCCCCACUUGGGGUCUCACUUCCCAUCUGUCAAAGAAUGGGGUUCAGCCCAAAUCCCACUCUCUCUGUGAUCUCUGAAACAGUCCCUGGGGUGGCUCCUGCCUCACCAGGAGCAGCCACAAAGCCCUGAAG
Messenger RNA from Erinaceus europaeus (western European hedgehog), 1757 nucleotides. It is a transcript of the gene KCNK15, whose product is annotated as potassium two pore domain channel subfamily K member 15. Gene Ontology annotation, biological process: potassium ion transmembrane transport; stabilization of membrane potential. The record is from RefSeq and is a predicted model, not a curated record. Gene Ontology annotation, cellular component: membrane. The transcript is spliced from 2 exons. Gene Ontology annotation, molecular function: potassium ion leak channel activity. NCBI's taxonomy places the organism in Eukaryota, Metazoa, Chordata, Mammalia, Eulipotyphla, Erinaceidae. The coding region runs from base 7 to 966 and encodes 319 amino acids.